AGGAAACAAAAAUCAAUUGUUUGGAAGCUGAAAUCUAAAGAAUUGAAACAAAGAAGAAACGCAGAAGAAAAGGAGCGAUUAGCCGACCCAUUGCGAUCCGACCCGUCACCGGAGUCCAAUUCCAGUCAGAAGCUCGUGGAUUCCGUCAAUGGAGGACGGCUACAUUCAUAGCGACAUCAAUGUCGAAGCCUCCAAAGCCGACCGAUCGGUGUGGCUCAUGAAGUGCCCUCCCGUUGUCUCCAAAGCCUGGCAGUCCUCUGCCGCUUCCGCCUCCGCCGACUCGCCGCCCGUCUCCAAAGUCGUCGUUUCUCUCGAUCUCCUCCAGCCGGAUGACUCCUCUGCCCUCCAAUUUACUAUGGAGAUGGCUGGGAGUGAGAUUCUGAAUAUACCAAAGAGCUACUCUCUCAACAUGUCCAAAGAUUUCGUUCCCAUGGGAAUUUUCUCCGAGUCGAAUCAAGGAAGAGUUGCAGUGGACGGAAAAGUGGAGCAUAAAUUUGAUAUGAAACCCCACCAUGCAAACAUUGAAGAGUACAGAAAAAUGUGUCGGGAAAGGACAAAUAAGUCCAUGGUUAAGAACAGACAAAUCCAGGUACUCAAUAAUGAUCGUGGCGUACACAUGAGACCAAUGCCCGGAAUGAUGGGAUUCAUUACGUCGAAUUCUAAAGAUAAGAAAAAGGCAGCUCCAGUUAAGGGGGCUGAUAUGAAAAGAACUAGAAGGGAUCGCGGGGAGCUGGAAGAUAUCAUGUUCAAGCUUUUUGAGAGGCAACCUAAUUGGACGCUCAAACAGCUGGUUCAAGAAACUGAUCAACCCCCUCAAUUUUUGAAGGAGAUAUUAAAUGAGCUCUGCGUGUACAAUAAAAGAGGAACAAACCAAGGUACUUAUGAGCUCAAGCCAGAGUAUAAGAAAUCUGUUGAGGAUACAGAUGCUGGACCAUGACUUGGCAUUGUCUGUGUACAUUAGAUUACAAUGAAGAGAUACUCUGUUUUGUAAGAAAACAUGCCCCAUUAUUUUUUCCCGUACAUCUCUUUUAGAUGCGGAUAUGUGUCUAGAUCUACUAUCGUCAUAGAAAUAUAAAUGGAUGGGAUUAAUACCACAAGGCAAAAUGCCCUGCUGUUUGUGGAUUAAGUUGUGUAGUAUUUACAAAUUUUCAUUGGGCCAUUAGUAGAUUAUGUCCAAUUUCUGUUUUCUCUUCCA
Molecule: messenger RNA, 1195 nt
Organism: Salvia splendens (bonfire salvia)
Lineage: Eukaryota; Viridiplantae; Streptophyta; Magnoliopsida; Lamiales; Lamiaceae
Product: transcription initiation factor IIF subunit beta
Exons: 6
Coding region: 149-937 (262 amino acids)
Biological process (GO): transcription by RNA polymerase II; transcription initiation at RNA polymerase II promoter
Cellular component (GO): transcription factor TFIIF complex
Source: RefSeq, a predicted model, not a curated record